Messenger RNA from Oncorhynchus kisutch (coho salmon), 2150 nucleotides. Its product is annotated as zinc finger protein 629-like. Gene Ontology annotation, biological process: regulation of gene expression. The annotation marks the transcript as partial. The record is from RefSeq and is a predicted model, not a curated record. The transcript has a single exon. Lineage: Eukaryota; Metazoa; Chordata; Actinopteri; Salmoniformes; Salmonidae. Gene Ontology annotation, cellular component: nucleus.
CCUCUGCUCCUCUUCGCCUUCCCUCAAGAGUCCCUUCGGUUAUCUGUUGCUGUCUCUGAAGACGAGGUUCCACCUGAGCAGCAGCAAUGUGAGCAGGAGUGGAGAACCAGUCUGCAGCAGGAUGACCUAGAACCCAAACAGAUUAAAGAGGAACAGGAGGAACUCUGGACCUGUCAGGAGGAAGAGCAGCUUCAAGGGCAGGAGGCUGACAUCAUAGUUUUCAAAUUCCCUCCUCUUUGUGUGAAAAGUAAAUGUGAUCAGGAAAACCCACUUCAGUCCUUUACUCUUCCCCAAACCCAGACGGUGGAGAACAGAGAGAGUGCCUCUAAACCAGUGGAUCUCCCACAUUUUGUCACUUUUACCCACCUAAAGGGUCUCGACAUUCCCUGUGACCCCCCAGAUAAUCAAAACGAUUCCUACAGCCACAGCUCAGCUGUAAGCAGUGACCCAGUAGGACUUAGGCUGCUGUCACCAUUCCAUCCCAGCCCACCAUUGAAUCCCAACCUAUCAAUGGGGGAACACUGUUGCAAACCCAGCACCGUGUCUAUAAAAACUCUCCGCUGCUGUGACUGUGGUGAAACGUUUGCUCUGAAAACUGACCUUCAGGAGCAUGAGACUCUCGCUAAGAAGAUACCCAGCGAAUGCCACCUCUGCCAAAAACUCUACAACUCCACCUGUAAAUUGAAGGCCCAUAUCAGACUCUGUCACGUGGAGAAACCCUCCACCUGCCCCUUUUGUGGAAAGACCUUCAAACUCAAAGGACAUCUGUCCAGGCACAUGAGGAUUCACACAGGCGAGAAACCAUUUAGCUGUGGUGACUGUGGGAAAAGCUUCAUUCAGAAGGGGGACCUAAGGAGGCACAUACUGACUCACACAGGAGAGAAACCAUUUAGCUGUGGUGACUGUGGGAAAAGCUUUAAUCGGAAGGGAAACCUGAACUUGCACUUUCUGACUCACACAGGAACGAAUGUCCACAAAGAAAGAAACAAAUAAAGAAAACAGAAUGAAAACAAAGGAAAUGAAUUAGGACAAAGACAUCUUGUUAGAAGAUGGACAACACUUUGGAAAAGCAAAGCAACUCUGGAUCAUUCAUUCUCUGGGUUUCAGGUAAAUAGAUGGCAUGAAUUUACUAUUGUAAAACUUUCUAUGAACAAUAAAGUUUGAUUUGAUCGAACAGUACAGAGUAGUUCAACUCACAGGUCUGCUGUUAAGUCUCUUGGUGUUUUCAUGUCAUUAUUAAGCGGAAUUCCUGCUAGUUUGUUUUGGAAUGUCUCCAGAAUAGUCUGACAGAUGCUAUUGAUACAUUAAAAUGAAUACUUCCAGAAAAUGUGUCCUUGCCAUAUGUCCAAUAUUAUUUUCGAUACAUUUUGUAUUAUUUCUCUUCAUUUAUGAUAUUGAUUUAAUUGUGUGUGUGCGAAUAUAUAUAUAUAUACUGUUAAUGUUGAUACAUAUGGUAGGCAAUUACAAACAGAUCUAUGGUCAGGGGAGAGUAAGCUGAUCCUAGACCUGUAUGUCUACAGUCAUGUCUGGACCUUUAUGGCCCCGGAGUGUGGACAUACCCUACUUUCUUGUCUGUUCCCGUUGAAUCACUACAUCACCAAACACAGCACACGUCUGCAGCACGUUUUAUGAUGAUUCCAUCUCUCUUUUCAUAUUUGUGCAAAUCUUUCUAAAAACAGAAAAUGGACACAAUUCAAUGGAUAUGAAUCAACAAAGAUAUGUCAGUUGGUAUUGGAAUGUUAUGCAGAUCCCAUUUACCAUCUUCCGUCCUUACCUCGUCGACAAAUAUACCAUAGGCCUCUACAUUAUGGACAAGGUAUAUGUAUGAAAACCAUUAACAAAACAGUUUUUUUUUCACUCACAUUCACCACUAAAACAGGUAUGAAUACUGUCGGGUGCAUGUUUUGUUAAUCUGUAAAAAUGACUAUUUUUCACCCUCCCUACACCUCUGAUAAAUAUAACAGGAAACCUGUUUGAGCACUAUGCACUGCAAAAUCAUUUUGGCUAUGGAUACAGAGAACAUCAACACAUUAACAGGCCAGAGGAUUUCCCCAUUGGACUUGGGGUUCUGCUGGGAGUUUACCUCAGAUUUCGAUAUUUUUUUAUUCUGCUUUGCCACCGAAAUCAUAAAACACACUGAGAACAAAAAA